Mytilinidion resinicola is the source of this 1323-nucleotide messenger RNA. RefSeq names its product Metallo-dependent hydrolase. The transcript is spliced from 5 exons. Gene Ontology annotation, biological process: inosine biosynthetic process; adenosine catabolic process. Lineage: Eukaryota; Fungi; Ascomycota; Dothideomycetes; Mytilinidiales; Mytilinidiaceae. Bases 70 to 1113 code for a protein of 347 amino acids. Gene Ontology annotation, molecular function: adenosine deaminase activity. The record is from RefSeq and is a predicted model, not a curated record.
ACCCUUCCCGACGACCUCUAUACACGAGGCCCGCCUUCAGCUGCGCUGUUCAAUUCCAUCCACAUCACCAUGGCCGUCGACGCCGCCUUCACCAGCAAGCUGCCCAAGAUCGAGCUUCACGCCCACCUCACCGGCAGCAUCAGUCGCGGCACGCUGCACGACAUCUGGCGCAUCAAGAAGGACGCGGAGCCCCGCCUUGCGCUCCAAGACCCGCUCGUUGCGAUACCGCCAGGCGGUUUGCAUGACAUCAAGACAUUCUUUCCGCUUUUCUCGUCGUACAUCUACCAGCUAUGUAGUGAUCUUCCAAGCAUCGAAUUCUCCACCAGAAGAGUCCUCUCCGACUUCCAAGCCGACGGCGUCGUCUACCUCGAGCUCCGCACUACUCCACGCGCCAGCCCCGCCCAUAGCAUCACAAAAGACCUCUACGUCUCCACCAUCCUCUCCAUCCUGCGCUCCCACAACGCUGACCCGGCAAACACCCUCCACGCCGCCCUCAUCCUCUCCAUCGACCGCCGCAACUCCCUCGCUGAAGCCCACGAAACCGUCGACCUGGCCCUCAAACACCGCCCCUUCGGCGUCGUCGGCCUCGACCUCUGCGGCGACCCCUCCGUCGGCGGCAUUGCCAAGUUCGCCCCUACAUUCCAGCGCGCAAAGGAAGCCGGGCUGGGGAUUACUCUGCAUUUCGCAGAACUCGCGGCCUCAGCAACAGACGAGGAGUUGUGGGAACUGUUGCGGUGGAGACCGGGAAGAAUUGGGCAUGUGAUUCAUGUGAAAGGGGAGAUUAAAGAUGAGAUUGUGAGACAGGGUGUUGGAGUGGAGUUGUGUUUGAGCUGUAAUGUGCAGCUGAAGAUGCAUGGGGAGGGGGGGUAUGAGGGACAUCAUUUUGGGUGGUGGCGGGGUGCUAGGGUCGGGGUGGCGUUGAGUACGGAUGAUGUGGGCGUUUUUCAGAGCCCGUUGAGUGAGGAGUAUAGGCUUGCGGCGGAGCAUUUUAGGCUUGGAAGAGAUGAUGUGAGGAAACUCUGUGAGGGUGCGGUGGAGACUAUCUUCGGUAGUGAGGCCGAGAAAGAGAGGCUGAGGGUGAUGUAUCGGGGGUGGGAUGGGUGGAUAGGCUAAGCAAGUAAGGUUACGCAUAUGCCUAAUAGAACAGUUUGUAAGGCACCCAUUAACUCUGAUCCCGCUGUCACUUUUAAUCGCACCUAUACCGAGUCACUGGCCUCGUGUAUAUCCAAACCAAUGUUAUCGGAGCCUUCUAUCAACUAAGGCUAGCCCAUAGGCUGUUGGGGGAGCAGAUAGGCAAGACCGGAAGGGAAUUCAUAACGAUAG